Molecule: messenger RNA, 6016 nt
Organism: Nerophis lumbriciformis (worm pipefish)
Lineage: Eukaryota; Metazoa; Chordata; Actinopteri; Syngnathiformes; Syngnathidae
Product: interferon regulatory factor 4-like
Biological process (GO): regulation of transcription by RNA polymerase II; immune system process
Cellular component (GO): nucleus
Molecular function (GO): RNA polymerase II cis-regulatory region sequence-specific DNA binding; DNA-binding transcription factor activity, RNA polymerase II-specific; protein binding
Source: RefSeq, a predicted model, not a curated record
GUGACCCGCCCCCUGCUGUGCGGGCGGAAGGAUUUAAGCGACGCGAUGAUGACAGCCCGUUCACACCGACUGACGUAAACACUACUUUUACAGAUAGUGACAGUGGACAGAUAUGAACCCUGACGUUGACUACGGAGCUUCCGGGACCAGCGGGAACGGAAAGUUGCGACAAUGGCUGAUUGAGCAGGUGGAUUGCGGGAAAUAUGCUGGUUUGGUGUGGGAGAACAACGAGAAAACCAUCUUUAGAAUACCGUGGAAACACGCCGGUAAACAGGACUACAACCGGGAUGAAGAUGCCGCGCUUUUCAGGGCCUGGGCGCUGUUUAAAGGCAAAUAUCAUGAGGGAAUCGAUAAGCCAGACCCGCCGACUUGGAAGACACGUCUCCGCUGCGCGCUCAACAAGAGCAAUGACUUUGAGGAGCUUGUGGAGCGCAGCCAGCUGGACAUCUCAGACCCCUACAAAGUAUACCACAUCAUCCCAGAAGGGGCCAAGAAAAGGACCAGAGAAGAGGAUGGUCCUCUGAGUCCGAUGAGGUAUCCUUUGCACCCUGCUUACCCUCCCCUGCAGACUCAGAUACCACAGUACAUCCCUUCUCCUGAAUAUGGCUGGAGAGACUUGAAUCAGGAGCAAGCCUCCUUACCAGAGCUCCCCUUCACUCAGUGCCCUUGUCCACCCAGAAGCUUGUCAUUGCCGGGCCCUCCUAUGGAUAACGGAUACCAGUUUAGAGCUUCAAUUUAUUCCUAUGCUCCUGCUGAUGCACAGCCCUCUCCAUUUAGCCUGGACGCCAGCAUCAGGUCAGCAGAGGUACUAUCAGAUGCACGCCUAUAUAUUGCUGUAUAUUUUCGGGACACUUUGGUGAGGGAAGUUACCACCUCCAGCCCAGAGGGGUGUCACAUCACCCCAGGAUUCCCAGAGGAUAAGCACUAUGUGUUUCCUGGAGGCCAUGAUGUGGUGCCUUUGCCAAUGGACACCCUCUCAGCUCAGAAGAGAGCCGAGGAACGUCCCCCAAGUCCAUUGUCCUCCUUUGAGAAAGGGGUGUUAUGUUGGAUGGCUCCAGAUGGACUAUAUGCUCGACGGCUGUGUGAGGGUAGAGUGUACUGGCAGGGAGGGCCGUUGCUCUAUGGAGAUAAGCCUAAAAAGCUUGAGCGAGACUUCAACUGUAAACUCCUUCACACACAAGAUUACCUCACAGAGAUCCAUGGUUACGGGCACCACAGCCGACAACUGCCUCGCUUCCAGGUUCUGCUGAGUUUUGGAGAUGAGUGUUGUGAACCCCAGAGACAACGAGCAGCGCUCACUGUUGAGGUGGAGCCCAUGUUUGCCAGGAAGAUUUUUUUCUACUCCCAGCAAACCAGCGGACAUUUCUACCGCAGCUAUGAGCACUCAGGACUUACGGAGCACUUCAGCUUCUCGGAGGACCUCCACAGGGCCAUCACACAGCAUCACAGCCUGCAGGAGUGACCUGAGCACUUAAGUAUAUGCAUCUUCCAACAAAGCGCCUUCACAGAAGAGCAUGCAAAGAUUUGUAUUCUAUGACGAUAUUCUCAGGACACGCUUGUUUUGGGUGGCUUCAACUGUCACUGUGAUAAACAUUGUAGUGGAAAAAUACAGUGAGACCUCACCAUGUAAACAACCUUCAGGACGAGACCAACCUAUGCUGUAACAAAAUAGAAGAUAAUGGUCAUGUGAAUUUAGGCCUGGGCCGAUAAUGAGUAAAUUAAUCGAAUGCUACAUGAAAAUGAACUCAAAAACUUCUGGAAAAAGUUGCACUCAUGUGCAUCAACGCUGUAUAUAUAUACUAUAUAUAUACACUAAUUGACUGAAAGAGCGCGCACUUUGCCGAUGAUGUCAUGUUAUCGAUGGGAAAAUGCAUUUUUAGACAAUAUGAUUUGCCUGAGCAUCUAGGAGACACCGAGAGUAACAAGCGGUAGAAAAUGGAUUAGAAAGGACAGGUUUUAAAAAAAAAAUAAUAAUAAAAAACAUUUUUAUUUAACAUGGGACUUCUCACAGGCCUGAUUUUGGAAGCGGCUGUAGUUUGGGGACCCCUUGUCUAUACUGUCUGGUGACAGAAUGAUUGUCAACAAUAAGUAUUUUCACAUGCUUGUAUAUGAAAAAUAAUUAAAACAAUUCAAAAGCACUUGUUCCAGGACCAAAAAUUUAAUUAAAAUCUGUCCGUUACUUAUCCGUCGGAUUACGCAACUGGUUGCAUUUUUUUUUACGAAGCAGCACAUUUUUUCAGAACACCGGCACUGAUAAAUCACCUGUUCGUUUGUCAUUUCUUGCUUUCAAACAGGGUGCAAGAGGUUUCACUCUGUGCUGAGCACGCGUGUUCCAUAGCAGAAUUAAAUGAACCCUCGUUAGUCACCUACAAUCUUUUUUCUCUAAAUCUCGGCUUUAAAAGGAAUGAGAAAGAUCGGCCCAUAAAGACGGACAAACAAGCUUGCAUGCCAAACCCCAGCAAAAAAACAUUCCCAUUUAAAAAGGCUGGGAUUUAGCUGGGAUUUUUUCCAACUACAAAAUCGAAAGAGGGUAAAGUAGGUGGGAAGUUUAGCCUCUCUCGUUUUUGUACUUGGAAAAAAUCCCAGCCAUUUUCCCCUUUUUUUGUCCAAGUACAAAAUCGAAAAAAGGUAAAGUAGGUGGGAAGUUUAGCCUCUCCCACCAGACCCAGAUUUGUCAACUGGGGAAAAUAUUUAUUGAAGUGCAAUUUUUGUGAAUAGAUUGAUUUAAUUUUUAUUCUUAAAUUACUGUAUUGCAGAUAACCAAAAGUUAUUGACCUUCCAAAUACAAAGGUAAAAAACACACUGAAGACAAAUACAAGUUUUUUGAGUUUGAAAGUAUUACAUGCUCGAUUGUUAUAUAUUAUGAUUACAUUAGUGCUGAAAUUGGUCUCAAAAUAAUACUAAAAAUAUCAUUUAUCGGCAAUAAUUUGUGGAACAAUAUAUCGUCCAGUAAAAUGCGUUAUCGGCCCAGGCCUAUAUUCACGUCAUCAUAUCUUGCAAAAUCCGAGGAUUUGAGCUAAGUUUUUUCAAACCAAAAACUUGCUAGUAUAUGUUACCAUUUUUUUUUUUUUUUUUUUUAUAAAACCUUUAUUUACCCAGAAAACUCCCGUUGAAAUUAAGAAUCUCUUUUGCUAGGGAGUCCUGCCAAACACAUUCAUACACCAGCAAGGUGGGUAAAGUGUCUUGCCCAAGGGCACAACGGCAGUGACUCAGAUAGCAGUAGCUGGAUUCCAGGAAUCCUCUUAACCAUCUGAGCUACUUCGCCCCACAUUAUACCAUAAUAAUGUGGUUUGAAGACAAUGUAUAUAUUUUUAUAUGGCUUAAAAUUUUCACAAUUACUAAUCAUAUUGAAUAGAAAUUGCACAUUGGCUCGAGGAAUUAGUCCAAGGUUCAUGGCUGUCUUGCUCGGGAGCGCGUGCACAUACACAAAAGCAGUCACAGCGACCAAAAUAACAAUUUGCAGUCAUGCUGUUGUUACCAUAGAAUAUAUAUAACUGUAUAUAUAUUCAAUGAUCGCUAACGCUAGUUGAUAAACUUUGCCGAAGUGCUACCAUUAGCUGACAACACACAAAGAUAUAAUGCUUUCACCACUUUGCAAAGUUCGCACCCUUUAUGCAGCUGCGGUAGCAAACCGCUCCUUAUUAUUUUAGGAUUGAGACAUAUUAUUAUAUUUGGGUUACUUGAAUAAGCCAUGUGAUGGCAUACAUUCAUUCAUGUUAUACAAAUACUAGAGACGUCCGAUAAUAUCGGACUGCCGUUAUUAUCGGCCGAUAAAUGCUUUAAAAUGUAAUAUCGGAAAUUAUAGGUAUCGGUUUCAAAAAGUAAAAUUUAUGACUUUUUAAAACGCCGCUGUACGGAGUGGUACACGGACGUAGGGAGAAGUACAGAGCAGUUGCGUCUCCCAGUCAUACUUGCCAACCCUCUUGAUUUUCCCAGGAGACUCCCGAAUUUCAGUGCCUCUCCCGAAAAUCUCCCGGGGCAACCAUUCUCCCGAAUUUCUCCCGAUUUCCACCCAGACAACAAUAUUGGGGGCAUGCCUUAAAGGCACUGCCUUUGCGUGCCGGCCCAAUCACAUGAUAUCUACGGCUUUUCACACACACAAAUGAAUGCAAAUCAUACUUGGUCAACAGCCAUACAGGUCACACUGAGGGUGGCCGUAUAAACAACUUUAACACUGUUACAAAUAUGCGUCACACUGUGAACCCACACCAAACAAGAAUGACAUACACAUUUCGGGAGAACAUCCGCACCGUAACACAACAUAAACACAACAGAACAAAUACCCAGAACCCCUUGCAGCACUAACUCUUCCGGAACGCUACAAUAUACACCCCCCGCUACCCCCAACCGCCUCAUACUCUCUCAGGGAGAGCAUGUCCCAAAUUCCAAGCUGCUGUUUUGAGGCAUGUUAAAAAAAAUAAUGCACUUUGUGACUUCAAUAAUAAAUAUGGCAGUGCCAUGUUGGCAUUUUUUUCCAUAACUUGAGUUGAUUUAUUUUGGAAAACCUUGUUACAUUGUUUAAUGCAUCCAGCGGGGCAUCACAACAAAAUUAGGCAUAAUAAUGUGUUAAUUCCACGACUGUAUAUAUCGGUAUCGGUUGAUAUCGGAAACGGUAAUUAAGAGUUGGACAAUAUCGGAAUAUCGGCAAAAAAGCCAUUAUCGGACAUCUCUAACUAAUACACAUUGGUACUUCAGUUUUCCUGCAAAGGCUUUGUUGAAAACUGAAAAAUGAUAAUAGAAUACUAAUUAUUCCAAGUGGAAAGCAAUGCAAAAGACAUAAAUGAACUUUGAACAUAACUGUUACCUUUUAUCGAAGACUCUUCAUGGUGACGAUCCAGGUUUGAAUCUGCUUUGGAACAUUUGUGUGUGGCUCCUGUUCUUGAGUGGGUACUCGGAUGCGUGUUUGUCUAUGUGUUCCUGGCGACCAGUCCAGGGUCUACAUGGUCUCUCACAUAGACUCCACAAGUGAUAUCAUUGUCACAGUCGUGCCAUCAUAAUACCGUUAGGUAAUGUAACCUGAUUGUUAUUUUUCUGUUAAAUAUCUUAUCAAAUGCUUCUGUGAAUGUAUUACAAACUUCCGCAAUCAGCUUUUUUUAAAGUUGCAUGAAUCUUGCAAAAAAAGUAUAGCAGAGGGCCAACUGUUCUCUGUAUGGAUGCACAUGAUUGUGUGUCAAGGCUUUGUGCAUACAGUACAUUCAUGUUUCACAUAUCAUUUGAAUAUUCUAUAGAUUGGAUAAUAUCUAUUUGAGUACCAUAAACAGUAUUUGUAUAUAUUGGCCACUAAAUAUGCGAUAUGUCAGCUCAGCAAGAAUUUGCCAAUAAAGCUGGAAACAAAACAUGUGUUGAAGUCUUGUUUAACCAAUAAUUCAAAUGUACUUGCUUGGACAAAACAUCUCAACAAUAAAAAUUUAAAAAAGAUUUUCCAGUGAUAUAUUUGUGUGAAUGCCCCAAAACAUUCACACAUAUGGUUUUUUGAACUUAUUCUUCUUCUUCUCCAGAUUUUGGCGCGCUCGACCUUCCACAUUUUUCACCCGAUUCAAACCGUUCCAACUUCAAACUGUUCAGCCUAUUCGGGAAUUGCGGGCUUUUCCUUGACAAAUUCCAAAAAUUCCCAAAUUUCCCAGAAUUCCAGGUUUUCCGGGACAUUUUUCCCAUUCAAAAUGAAUUGGCCAUUUUUCAACCUUUCAACCAUUUCCACAUUUUUCAACCUAUUCAAACCAUUUCACCUUCAACACAUUCCACCAUUUUGGAAAUUCAAACUAUCAUUUUUUCAAGUUCCAAAAAAUUCCAGGAUUUUCCAGAACUCCUGCUUUUCCAGAGCCCUAUUUCCACCUUUUUUCUGGCGACUACUCUUUCCACAUUUUUCAACCCACUUCAACCGUUCCACUGUCAAAACAUUCCUCUUAAUUAGGACAAAAAACAGAGUUGUUUUUUGAGCUUGAAAAAAUUCCCAGUUUUCACAAAAUUCCAGGAAUUCCGUAAUACCUUUUCUCAAUUAAAAAUGUUACUACUUCAA